AUGUCUGCAGGUGGCAGCUGUGGCCAUACCUCAAGCCGGGCCAUCCUGGCCACUCGUUGAGUGGUGCUCAGCGACGGUUCGCAGCUGCCACCCAGGGAUUACAGCACCACUCUGGGAGGCACACUCUUCAGCACCACCCCCGGAGGUACCAGGAUCAUUUAUGACUGAAAAUUUCUGAUGGAAUGUUGUAACUCUCCUGUGGCCAAAACACCUCCCUGGGAUCUGCCCACCAUUCCUGGGGUCACCAGUCCCCCUGGUGAUGAACCCACUACUGAAAUGACCCCGAAUCACCUCCCCAACAGCCAUGAGGACAAGCCAGGAAGCCAUGAAGAGUCACAGUUUGAGAUGGACAUUUAAAGGGUCGGCCACUAGCAUUGAGCAGUGGCCCCCAAGACCCACGAAUCCCGUUCAGGGGAGGAGACACACCAGUCACGCCUGUCACGCCUUAUAGGAGCUGUUUUUUCCAGAGCAGAAGACAGGGAUGGGGCGAGAUGUCCCAUUUCCUCCUCCCCCAGUGGAGCAGCUCCCCCCUCCC
This is a messenger RNA of Sarcophilus harrisii (Tasmanian devil), 535 nucleotides long. RefSeq names its product eukaryotic translation initiation factor 4E-binding protein 1. Lineage: Eukaryota; Metazoa; Chordata; Mammalia; Dasyuromorphia; Dasyuridae. The record is from RefSeq and is a predicted model, not a curated record. Gene Ontology annotation, molecular function: eukaryotic initiation factor 4E binding. The transcript has a single exon. Gene Ontology annotation, biological process: negative regulation of translational initiation. Gene Ontology annotation, cellular component: cytoplasm.